AUGGGCCAUCGUCUGCAGCAGGACUCGGAAGCGAACCUUUCGGAAGACUGGGGGGGGCCGAAAGAGUGCAACUACGUGACUCCGCAAGAAGCCGGUGACAUGGGUUACCCAGGAAUGGAAAAGCUGACCGACGAAAGCUGGACUGCAGAGUCUGGAGAUGCUGAUGGAAAGCAUGUUCUUUGCUAUGCCUACGGGCCAGCGUUCGCGAAAUAUGAAAAAGGGCAAGUUGGGGCCUGGAAGUACAAUGAGGAGACGUCGAUGAUCGAGUUCUGGUACUCCAAAAGCCAUUGUCCGGGGAUGUGCACGUCUUGCUGCAACAAAAACAAGGGCAACGAACCUCACAGCGUCCUGAACAAGAAACU
Molecule: messenger RNA, 362 nt
Organism: Symbiodinium necroappetens
Lineage: Eukaryota; Dinophyceae; Suessiales; Symbiodiniaceae
Source: the annotation of a GenBank genome assembly